CUUGCCCAAUUUGAGAAGCCGUUACAUGUUGGACCAUACGAAGACACAAAAGAUGAACCCCGCAACUCUCUAUUUGGUGGUGCGUAAGUGUCGUUAAUUAAUUAAAUGAAGGCACAACGCUGGGACAACCUUUUGUCCCGAGCCGGACAGAGACACACUCACACUCUCUCUCUGCAGCAUUAUCUCUAUUCACAACCAAAGCUCUCUGAAUUUCUAAGGUCUUGGUCCUCUAGCCCUUCUGAGCUUCGAUGAUAUAUGAAGGUUCCGGCCAGCUCUCAUGCGUCCUGAAUUGCACAAAUUCAUCAGUGAUUCACCGGAUUGCUGUCCUGAGUAAUUAAAUUAGUUCGAUGGUUCCGGUGUGUAUCGCGGCUCUUCAGUUCAGUUUGUAUAGAUCCGCUUCUUGUGGGCAUGGUUGUUGAUUGAGGCUAGGAGAAGUCAACUAACUAAGCUGCAAGGAAAUGGCACUGGCUUCAACUCCUAAAGUGGUUCUUGGCUCCAUAGCGUUUGCCAUCUUCUGGGUCCUCGCGGUUUUCCCGUCCGUCCCGUUCCUCCCGGUUGGGCGGACUGCAGGUUCUCUUCUCGGGGCCAUGCUGAUGGUCAUCUUCCGAGUCUUAACUCCAGAGCAAGCCUAUGCAUCAAUUGACCUCCAGAUCCUCGGCCUCCUCUUCGGAACAAUGGUUGUUAGCAUCUACCUCGAGAGGGCGGACUUGUUCCAGCACUUAGGGAAGUUACUUUCUUGGAGAAGCAAAGGAGCCAAGGACCUGCUCAGUCGGGUUUGCUUGAUAUCUGCGAUUUCGAGCGCUCUCUUCACAAACGAUACCUCCUGCGUUGUCUUAACCGAGUUCGUCCUUAAGAUUGCCCGACAGCACAAUCUGCCUCCUCGCCCGUUUUUACUAGCCCUGGCCUCCAGCGCGAAUAUUGGGUCUUCAGCAACUCCGAUUGGAAACCCCCAGAAUCUUGUGAUAGCCAUCCAGAGUAAGAUCUCGUUUGGGAAUUUCCUCCUUGGCCUUUUCCCAGCGAUGCUUGUGGGAGUUGUAGUUAAUGCGGUGAUACUUUUGGGCAUGUAUUGGAGGGUGCUGUCAGUUCCCAAGGACGAGGAGGAUGUGCCCAUGGAAGUCGUGUCCGAGGAAGAUGUGACUUCUCAUCGGUUUUCACCAGCUAGAAUGUCCCACUUCCCGUCCCAAGAGUCGAACAGGAGAUUGAAUUCAUCUCCUACAAGCAUUCAAAGCUCUCCCAAGGCCAAUGGAAGUCCGGUGAAUCUCGAGACGCUUAGGAACCGGCUGGUUUCAAGCGAGAACGAGAUCCAGAGGGCCUCAUCGAACAACGGACUGAAUGAAGACGACAUUGUCACUACCUCAAAAGGUGUCCUGUCUGUGGAAAUGAGAUCCAACGAUGGAAAGGAAACUCCUUCCGCGAAAUGGAAGAGGCUGGUGUGGAAAUCUUGCGUUUACCUUGUCACGGUUGGGAUGCUGAUCUCGUUGCUGAUGGGUCUCAACAUGUCCUGGACAGCGAUCACCGCUGCGCUUGCCCUUGUAGUCCUUGACUUUAAGGAUGCCGGGGCCUGCCUUGAGAAGGUAAAACGAAUUAUGAGCGUAACAAAGUCUCUCGACUUUUUGGCUAAGAUCUAUCUUCUUCUGGUUCAGGUCUCGUACUCGUUGCUGAUCUUCUUCUGCGGGAUGUUCAUCACGGUUGAUGGUUUCAAUAAGACUGGUAUCCCGAGCACGUUGUGGAACCUCAUGGAGCCAUACUCGAAGAUUGACCGUCCGAGCGGAAUCGCAGUUCUUGCCAUAGUUAUUCUGGUUCUCUCAAACUUGGCUUCCAACGUACCAACAGUCCUGCUGCUCGGAGGGCGUGUGGCUGCAUCAGCGGCUGCAAUUUCAUCAGCCGAAGAGAAGAAGUCGUGGCUGAUCUUGGCCUGGGUGAGCACAGUGGCGGGGAAUCUCUCCCUGCUCGGGUCGGCAGCGAACUUGAUCGUGUGUGAGCAGGCUCGGCGGGCCCCAGGCCUGGGGUAUACCCUGUCCUUCUGGGGCCACCUCAAAUUUGGAGUUCCAUCCACCAUUAUAGUCACCGCCAUUGGACUGACUCUCAUUAGAUGAUAAUGAAACCAUCUCAUGUUUGGGAUUGCAUUCACUGUAAUUAAUUAUAGAUAUCAACACCAAACUCAGAGUCAAAUCGAAAAUGCUUGGGCUGUCGUCUUUCGUAGUUUUUUCCUUUAUUAUAUAAAGAUCAUUGUCGCUUUCAGUC
This is a messenger RNA of Punica granatum (pomegranate), 2244 nucleotides long. The record is from RefSeq and is a predicted model, not a curated record. NCBI's taxonomy places the organism in Eukaryota, Viridiplantae, Streptophyta, Magnoliopsida, Myrtales, Lythraceae.